Molecule: messenger RNA, 3219 nt
Organism: Canis lupus familiaris (dog)
Lineage: Eukaryota; Metazoa; Chordata; Mammalia; Carnivora; Canidae
Gene: COPG2
Product: COPI coat complex subunit gamma 2
Exons: 23
Coding region: 309-2735 (808 amino acids)
Biological process (GO): organelle transport along microtubule; protein secretion; endoplasmic reticulum to Golgi vesicle-mediated transport
Cellular component (GO): endoplasmic reticulum-Golgi intermediate compartment; endoplasmic reticulum; COPI vesicle coat
Molecular function (GO): structural molecule activity
Source: RefSeq, a predicted model, not a curated record
AAGUAAAAUGCCAAAGAGAUGUUUAGCACAAGGUUACUGAAGGAAGUUAAAGAUAUUAAGCUAAUUAUAUUCAGAUGAUAUAGAUAAAUAUUACGAUUCUUAACACACAUAACGCCCAUAAAGUUGAAGUACUAGAUGUAAGGGAAGGAGUUAGUAUAGACGGAAUAUAAAGACCAAAGUGUAUCGUAUACUGUGAUAAAUUGAAAACUGCUCGCAUAUUCAAUGAAACACCCAUCAAUCCAAGAAGAUGUUUGCAUAUUCUUACAAAGAUUCUUUACUUACUGAACCAAGGGGAACACUUUGGAACUAUGGAAGCCACAGAAGCCUUCUUUGCAAUGACUAGAUUGUUUCAAUCUAAUGAUCAAACACUGAGAAGAAUGUGCUACCUUACCAUCAAAGAAAUGGCUACAAUCUCUGAGGAUGUGAUAAUUGUCACAAGCAGUCUGACUAAGGACAUGACUGGAAAGGAAGAUGUGUACCGAGGCCCAGCCAUCAGGGCUCUCUGCAGAAUCACUGAUGGAACAAUGUUGCAGGCCAUCGAAAGAUACAUGAAGCAGGCCAUUGUGGAUAAAGUCUCCAGCGUAUCCAGCUCAGCAUUGGUAUCUUCCUUACACAUGAUGAAGAUAAGCCAUGAUGUGGUUAAGCGUUGGGUCAAUGAAGCCCAAGAAGCUGCUUCCAGUGACAACAUUAUGGUCCAGUACCAUGCAUUGGGAGUCCUGUAUCACCUUAAAAAGAAUGAUCGCCUUGCUGUUUCUAAGAUGUUGAAUAAGUUUACAAAAUCCAGUCUCAAAUCACAGUUUGCUUACUGCAUGCUGAUCCGAAUUGCCAGUCGCUUACUAAAAGAAAACGAAGAGGGCCAUGAAAGUCCACUCUUUGAUUUCAUUGAGAGCUGCUUGCGAAAUAAACAUGAAAUGGUUAUUUAUGAAGCUGCGUCAGCUAUCAUCCAUCUUCCUAACUGUACUGCAAGGGAGUUGGCACCUGCUGUUUCAGUUCUUCAGCUUUUCUGUAGCUCUCCUAAGCCAGCUUUGAGAUAUGCAGCUGUGAGGACCUUGAACAAGGUGGCAAUGAAGCACCCCUCUGCUGUCACUGCCUGCAAUCUGGACUUAGAAAACUUGAUCACAGACUCAAACAGAAGCAUCGCUACCCUGGCCAUUACUACACUCCUCAAAACAGGGAGUGAGAGCAGUGUGGACAGGCUUAUGAAGCAGAUAUCUUCUUUUGUUUCUGAAAUCUCAGAUGAGUUCAAGGUGGUGGUUGUACAGGCAAUCAGUGCUCUCUGUCAGAAAUACCCUCGAAAGCACAGCGUCAUGAUGACCUUCCUCUCCAACAUGCUCCGAGAUGAUGGAGGCUUUGAAUAUAAGCGGGCCAUUGUGGACUGCAUAAUCAGCAUUGUGGAAGAGAACCCUGAGGGUAAAGAAGCAGGUCUAGCCCACCUUUGUGAAUUCAUUGAGGACUGUGAACACACUGUUCUGGCUACUAAGAUUCUACACUUGUUGGGCAAAGAGGGCCCCAGAACACCUGUCCCCUCCAAGUAUAUCCGCUUUAUUUUUAAUAGGGUCGUACUGGAGAAUGAGGCUGUCAGAGCUGCUGCUGUGAGUGCUUUGGCUAAAUUUGGGGCUCAAAAUGAGAAUCUUCUCCCAAGCAUCCUUGUACUCUUACAAAGGUGUAUGAUGGAUACUGACGAUGAGGUUCGGGACAGAGCUACUUUCUAUCUGAAUGUGCUGCAGCAGAGGCAGAUGGCACUGAAUGCUACAUAUAUCUUCAAUGGCCUCACCGUCUCUGUGCCAGGGAUGGAGAAGGCCCUACACCAGUACACACUGGAGCCUUCGGAAAAGCCCUUUGACAUGAAAUCGAUUCCUCUCGCUAUGGCUCCUGUCUUUGAACAGAAAGCAGAAAUCACACUUGUGGCCACUAAGCCAGAGAAGGUGGCUCCUUCCAGGCAAGACAUUUUCCAAGAACAAUUGGCUGCCAUUCCCGAGUUUAUGGAUCUAGGACCCUUGUUCAAGUCUUCUGAGCCCGUUCAACUUACAGAAGCAGAAACAGAAUAUUUUGUUCGUUGCAUCAAGCACAUGUUUACCAAUCACAUUGUGUUCCAGUUUGACUGUACCAAUACUCUUAACGACCAGCUACUGGAGAAGGUGACUGUGCAGGUGGAGCCAUCAGAUUCCUAUGAAGUGCUCUGUUGCAUCCCAGCCCCCAGCCUCUCUUACAAUCAACCAGGCAUAUGUUACACUCUCGUGCGCCUGCCUGAUGAUGACUCGACAGCAGUUGCAGGCACCUUUAGCUGCACCAUGAAGUUUACUGUCCGGGACUGCGACCCUGACACCGGGGUUCCCGCUGAGGAGGGGUAUGAUGAUGAGUAUGUGCUGGAAGAUCUGGAAGUGACUGUGUCUGAUCACAUUCAGAAAGUUCUGAAGCCUAAUUUUGCUGCUGCCUGGGAAGAGGUGGGAGACACCUUUGAGAAAGAGGAGACCUUUGCCCUCAGUUCUACCAAAACUCUCGAAGAAGCCGUCAACAACAUCAUCACAUUUCUGGGCAUGCAGCCAUGUGAGAGGUCAGACAAAGUACCUGAGAACAAGAAUUCCCAUUCCCUCUAUCUGGCAGGUGUAUACAGAGGUGGCUAUGACUUAUUGGUGAGGUCCAGGCUGGCCUUAGCAGAUGGAGUGACCAUGCAGGUGACUGUCAGAAGCAAAGAGGGAACACCUGUAGAUGUUAUCUUGGCUUCUGUUGGAUAAAUGUUUACUGGGCGAGAUGAAGUUGAUGCAUACUUCACUGUCAGUGGGCUUUUAGGCUAGUGGCAUGAAUUUCCCAGAAUCAUACUUUAAAGAUUAAUGUCUUUGGAGAAGCAAAUUAAAUAUUUGGCCCUGAGCCAGCAGAUCAAGCAAGUAUCUGUCCUUGUGCAUGUAAAUUCUUUUCUUUUCUUUUUUUUUUUAUUACACUUGGUCAACUUUGGUAUGAUAGUACAGCUUUGGGUGAUCUUGCAAAUCAAAUACUAUCCUGUACCCCAGCUGCUUAACUUCAUUAUAUUUUUUAAUUUAAUGUGUGUCUGAAAGCUCCUGACAAUGUUGGAAAAUAUUUUAUCCCAGAGGGGUGGUGGGGGAGGGGAAGCCAGAGUCCACUUUUGUCAAAAUUCAUUUUUAUUAAUAGAAAAUAAACACUUAUUCCAGUUUCAGUUGUUAUACUUGAAGUUGCUAAUAAAAAAAAAAGAAUUUAAAAUAA